UCAAAGGCGGAACCGGAAGAGGUGGGGGUCGUGCCGGUUCCCAGCAUGGCGGCCGCCUGGCCCUCCAGGCCGCCUGCUCCGGAGACAGUGGUCGCCCGGCUACUAGGUGUCCUGUGGUUCGUGUCAGUCACCAAGGGACCUUGGGGAGCCGCUGCCAUUGCCGCCGCUGGUGGCGAGGAGACGCUUAAGUGCGAGGAUCUCAAAUUGGGACAAUAUAUUUGUAAAGAUCCAAAAAUAAAUGAUGCUACACAAGAACCAGUUAACUGUACAAACUACACAGCUCAUGUUCCUUGUUUUCCAGCACCCAACAUAACUUGUAAAGAUUUCAGUGGCAAUGAAACACAUUUUACUGGGAGUGAAGUUGGUUUUCUCAAGCCUAUAUCUUGCCGAAACGUAAACGGCUAUUCAUACAAAGUGGCAGUUGCGCUAUCUCUUUUUCUUGGAUGGUUGGGAGCUGAUCGGUUUUACCUUGGAUACCCUGCCUUGGGUUUGUUAAAGUUUUGCACUGUCGGGUUUUGUGGAAUUGGGAGCCUAAUUGAUUUCAUCCUUAUUUCAAUGCAGGAUUUGGGCUUCCUUGAUUUUAACAGCACUGUCAGUGUGUGGGUUUCCAGAUUUCCCUUUUUCUUCUUCAUACAUCACUUUAUGGAUUCUGUAUAACUUUUUAUUAUUGUUCAUAUUUUUGUUUUGUUUUACUUAAAAGCAUAUUAUUCUGAGAUUUUUUUAAAUUGGACUUUCUUUGAGAGCUGUGUGAUAAUAGAGUCUUUCUCUGACUACUGUCUCUAUGAGAUAAAUAGCUUAUUACCCUGAUAUUCCAAAGGCAGGUUGCCACUUGUCAUUUUUGCUUCUGAAAAAUAAAAAUAUGACUUAUUCACAUUUUUUAGCUCUUUAUUAUCAAGAAAACCUUACAUGUUGAAUGUAGCUGUCUUCUGCAUUUUGAUCCUUCAAAACAGUUAAUUCACAGUGUGAACAAAUCCCAUUACCAUAUUGCCUGGGGCUGCGGUCAUGUAUGAGAACCCACCUGUUUUUCCACAGCUUUCAGAUCUGUCUCUGCCUCGGUAUCCAGGGAGCGAAAGAUCGCUGGGGAGGCUGAAACCUUGAGGCAACACGGAUACUUCUGGCACGGAUUCAGGCCUCUGAAGUGUGAACUUUUUCCUUUUCGCUUUGGGAGUGAUGCACUAGCGUUUGGAAGACCAGCUGCUGACUCGUCUAGCUCAAUGCAGUUAUAUUUGAAGCUGGAUAGACAAGGUGGGAACGCCAAACAGAUGAUUAAUGUCUUCCAUCUGUUAGCGCUGCCAGGCAGAUGCCGGCGCAAGUGCGUCCGCGGUGCCCCAGUGUCUGAAGGAAGCGGCACCUGAGCGCGGCCACGGCCUCUUCUCGCGCGCUGAGAACAGUUCUGAGAAGAUGGAAAUACUUGAAAGGUUAGGUCCUCGUAAUGCCACCGUGCUCUCUUUAGUAACAGGCGUAACAGUUUCACAGUUACUUGAGUCUGGGCUCCUCAAGAGUAAACACCGUCAUUUUUUUUUUUAAUCACUCCUAGUGCAGUUAGCUUCAUAACAUGUUAGUCACUCAGCAACAGUUUCUGCAGUUGGCGGGUGAUUAUUAAGUAUUGAUACCUAACGUGAAUUUGGAUUGACUCCUCAUGCACACAGAGAAUGGUCUCUUUGAUUCAUUGACUGAAAUACUGAGUGUCUACGACAUGGGAGGCGCUGUUCUAGAUGCUAGGAUGCAGCAGUGAACAAAAUACAAACAUCCCCGCCCUUAACGAA
This is a messenger RNA of Suricata suricatta (meerkat), 1766 nucleotides long. It is a transcript of the gene TM2D1, whose product is annotated as TM2 domain containing 1. The transcript is spliced from 6 exons. Gene Ontology annotation, molecular function: G protein-coupled receptor activity; amyloid-beta binding. The coding region runs from base 46 to 657 and encodes 203 amino acids. The record is from RefSeq and is a predicted model, not a curated record. Gene Ontology annotation, biological process: apoptotic signaling pathway. NCBI's taxonomy places the organism in Eukaryota, Metazoa, Chordata, Mammalia, Carnivora, Herpestidae.